Vicia villosa (hairy vetch) is the source of this 1122-nucleotide messenger RNA. RefSeq lists its product as uncharacterized. The record is from RefSeq and is a predicted model, not a curated record. NCBI's taxonomy places the organism in Eukaryota, Viridiplantae, Streptophyta, Magnoliopsida, Fabales, Fabaceae. Bases 1 to 1122 code for a protein of 373 amino acids. The transcript has 2 exons.
AUGUCGGUGUUGGUGAACGGUAGCACAACAAAGGAGUUUGAGGUUAAAAGAGGUUUGAGACAAGGAGAUCCUCUUUCUCCUUUUCUUUAUGUCAUUGUAGCGGAAGGUCUCAAGGGGUUAGUGAAUAAAGCGGUGGAAAAUAGGAAUUUCUUAGGUUUCAACAUAAAUGGGAAGUGCAACAUUGAUAUUCACCAAUUUGCGAAUGAUACUUUGUCGGUUGGCGAAGGAAGUUGGAAUCAUAUUUGGGCAAUCAAUCGGUUGGAGGAUAAAAAAAUCACUUUUCUUGGCAUUCUUAGUGGGGCGAAUCCGAGGAGGUUGGAAUCUUGGAGAGGCCUUGUGAACAAAUUAAAAAAAAGAUUGUCUUCUUGGAAGGGGCAUUUUCUUAGUUUUGGUGGAAGGAUUACCCUCCUAAAGUCGGUGUUGAGUAGUCUUGCAAUUUUCACUCUUUCUUUCUAUAAAUCUCCGAUUGGAAUCAUUAAGGAGAUUACUAGGAUCCAAAGUAAUUUCCUUUGGGGUGGUUCGGAGGAAUUGAGAAAGAUCCAUUGGGUGAGUUGGAAAGCGCUUUGUCUUCCCGUCGAAAAAGGUGGCCUUGGUUUUAGAAGAGUGGGAGUCGUUAAUGAAGAUCUUUUGAAUAAAUGGAGGUGGAGGAUUCUAGAUGAGGAAAAAGCAUUGUGGUAUAAAGUGUUGAAGGCUCGGUAUGGAGAUAUUAAUUUGUUGGUAGCAAAUGGUGAGAGAGGAGGCAAGAGUAGAAUUGCUAAAUCGGCUUGGUGGAAGGAUAUUAUAUCUUUGGUGAAAGAAGCUUCGGAAGACAUUUUUGCAAAGAAGGAGACUUUCAUUGUAAGUAAUGGCUUUUCGGUCUCUUUUUGGCUUUCUUCUUGGCUUCCUUGUGGUUGUCUUCGGGAUCUUUUCCCCUCGUUAUUUUCUUUGUCCCGUUUGAAGGAGGCUUCGUUGGGGAGCAUGGGUGGUUGGAUGAAUGAGGUUAGAGAGUGGGGUGAUUUGGGAAUUUCUUAUCAAAACAUCCCCGGAUUUACGGAAGCGAUGUUUUCUUUGCGGGAAAUUUUGCUUUCUUUUUCUCCGCUUUUGGAAGGGAAAUACAAGGUUGUUUGGAAGAAUGAAGUGUAA